Trametes versicolor FP-101664 SS1 is the source of this 2490-nucleotide messenger RNA. RefSeq lists its product as uncharacterized. The record is from RefSeq and is a predicted model, not a curated record. The transcript has 4 exons. Lineage: Eukaryota; Fungi; Basidiomycota; Agaricomycetes; Polyporales; Polyporaceae. Bases 1 to 2490 code for a protein of 829 amino acids.
AUGCUUCCUACUCCGCCUUCUACACACACUUCGCGCUCCAGCUCCCCUAGCCUAGUAGAAGCACCCACACCCGAGGACGUCGACGCUCCAACCCAGUCCAAGAAGAAGAAAAAGAAGAAGGUCAAGAAGACGACUAAGGCCAAGGAUGCCACGCCGGGAGGCAAGGGUGCUGCCGGACCUGGAGGAGACCGCGACCGCCCACCUGUACUCUGCAUCAGCCGCAAUAAACACUGGCGGUAUAUUAGUUCGUAUCAUGGACCAUGGCUCCAACUUCCGCUCGAGCUACUCGAAUCUCUGCUUCUACUCAACCUUGACCCAGCCACACUCCAUGCAGCAGACAUGAGAUUGCCUCCGCUCCCCUCCAACACCGCUCUGCCAUCCCCCAAGCAGCGCGACCGCGGGUUUGCCAGCCUUGGCAACUACUCACCCCCCGACUCCCCGCGAAACACUUUCAAUGCCCUGCCGCCGCCACCUGCUUUCCCUACACCGCGCCCUGGCAAGGCAACCCCUCCCCCCAUCGAUCCCGGAGUGUUCCGCUCCGUCGCUCACAUACGCCGUCUGAUAGACGAAGCAUCCGAGCUGUCCGUGCGCGCUAGUUCAGGACUUUCCGCCGCGGCACUAGGGUCUAUGCGCAGCGGGCCUGGAAUGAACGGUAGCGCGUGGGCUACCGCACAGUCCCUUGGGCUGAACCCUCUCGGUGACAGUGGUAACGGUCGAAAUGUCGCAAUGUCUGCCAUGCGCGUGCACCGCUUACGCGCACUGGCGGUCCAGAAAUUAGCAGCCGCUUACAAGACAGAUGAGAUUGCGUCCAGUGUGAUGGUGAUGCAAGGCGGGAGCGUGUUCGAUGACAUAGCGGAACGCGUUCUGAAAGUCGAUCCACACGACGUUGACGCGCGAUACGUGCACUUCUUCCACGAGAAGAUUCCCUCUAGGUUUGUGCGGCAACUUGCGGAGUCGACUUCGACGGCGCUGCUCGACGAGCUCAUUGCGCUUAACCCACACCGACUCGAGUUUUACCGUACCCGCGGCAUAGUACACUGCUUCAGGGACGAGUACGCCCUCGCCGCGAAGGAUUUUACCCACGCGCUCAAGGAGGCACGCGCUAUGCGGAAAGCGCGGACCGUCCAUCUCAACGGUAACUUCGGGGACAAGCAGCGGGGCAAGGGUGCGAAGAAAAAGAAAGGCAAAGCCGGCGGUAGCAAAACCAACGGACAGGCGCCACCAGACGGGACCAGUGUCGGCGCAGAAGGGUCCGACGCCGUCGCAUUCGACGGACCGGACGGGGAGACCAUCAUGCUACAUCCAUCCGUGCUGCCCGACGCGCCCGAGCCUAUCGAGCCCCAGUGUCUAUUCCUGCGGGCAGCUGCGUAUCUGCAGCACGCUGUCUUUCUCAUCGAGGAUGCCAUUUUCAAGCUCGAGGGUAUCCAGAAAAUUCCAUCUAUCGACGGCGCGGAGAUGCGCCUGUGCUACGUCGAGAACGGUAGGUACGGUGGCGUCGAGAUCGGGAACCCCGACGGACCCCUCGGAAAGGGCGACGGCGCGAAACUACAGGCGUACCGUGCGGCGCUCACCGUGCCCGUUCUCCGCGAGCACGUCCUCACGCUCGUACGGAAGAGCAUGCGCGACCAUCGCCAGUUCCUUGCGCACUUCGACACUCUCGAGGGUGGCCCAGGCUUCGCCGACGCGGACAUAGCGCAGCGCACUGAGUACGCGUUCCUACUCUCCGAGUCACUCCGCCCGGGCAGCCAGUCACCGCCGCCUCCAGUGCCGGAUACCCCACCUGUGUUCACGACGUAUCACCCGCUGCUCGUCGAAUCGCACUUCUCAAUCCUGCUGGGCCACCUGAUACUAGGAGACUUCCCCGCGCUCCUCCCCGCGUUCUCGCGCGCCGCCGCGCUCGUCGACGGGCUUGAGGGCUACCCUGUGUUCCUCCCACCGCGCUCGAUGGCUCAGGCAGAGUUCAUCGAGGUGCUCGAGCGCCUCGCAGGCGGGUGGCGCAACGGUACUCAGCCGCACUCGCUCAGCCGCGCGAACUCGAAACAGCUGGCGAUUGAGGCACCCCCACCAGCGCGGCCAGCCACGCGCUCACCGAAGGCGAAGGAGGUGCACAGAAUCCCAACGCCACCGACGCCGGACCGAGAUGUGUACGGAGCGUCUGGCUCAGGCGUGAACGGCUCGAGCUCGAGCACCUCGUGUCCAGCGCAGGCACCGCCGUCGCCCUCUGCAUCCGCUGCGUCGCUGGACGGUCGCACGCGGGAGGAGCUUGCGGCUUCGCUGGACGCUGCCCGUAUCCUUCUCUCCCCCGUGGCCAAACGACAGCGGGAGAAGGCGGAGCGAGCGGCCGCGGAGAAGACGGGCGCGAAGAGCGGUGGGGCUGGCGCGGCGAAGAAGCCUCUGAACAUCAACAUCCCGCUGCAUGGGCCGCGGGUGGAAAUCGUGCUGGCAUGGAUGGCAGCGGUGUUCCUAUGCGAGCUGGACGGUUCUGUGUGA